UUUAAUAUAAAUAAAUUUUUUUAAAGAUAUUUCUACAAUAAGUGGAAGAUCGGAAGGAUUAGAAAGGCAAAAACCUCUAGAAACAAUAUUUUCCUCCCUAGGAACAGGAUUAAGUUCGGACAUAAAAAUGUCAAACGUCAGAAGAGAAAAAUAUAGAAAUAACGAUGAUAUCAUCUAUGCGGAAUUAUCCUUAACUAAUGUUCCUCAAUCAGAAGUCAUUAGCAAGUUUUCUCCUUCAGAAUACGCGUCGAUAGACUUCAGUAAACAAUCUACCAUUACUUCACCCACUUCGUUGGGAAGUGAAGAUGACACCAUCGAAGUAACGUGCGAAAGUCCAUUAGUUAAUAAUUUAAAAAGAAAACAAUGGAGUAAUAUUACUAAAAUAGGUCAGAUCAAUAUUAAAAGUUUGCCUGAUAGAGUCCUCCACAUCAUACACACACACCAGUAUAAAAAUUUCUUAUAUUGAGGCUCUACUAUUUUUUUUUACUUUUUAUUUUAUUUUAUUUUAUUUUUUUUACUAGUCUUUCUAUUUCGCAACAUUGAAUUUUGUUCCAGUUGAAAGCAUUCUUCCUAGAUAUCCUUUCAGGCGAAAGUAUCGCCGAAUCCACUUUGUAAACCAUGUAUUAUUGGUAACCAUUUAGUGAAUUUUCUUAUUGAGAACCGAUAUAAGCUAUGAAUAUUUCUUCUAUUCAAUAUAACCUAUGAAUUUUUUUAUCAUCCUUCAA
Molecule: messenger RNA, 725 nt
Organism: Centruroides sculpturatus (bark scorpion)
Lineage: Eukaryota; Metazoa; Arthropoda; Arachnida; Scorpiones; Buthidae
Exons: 3
Coding region: 128-466 (112 amino acids)
Source: RefSeq, a predicted model, not a curated record